CUGAUUGGAUGAUAUUUAUAUGUUUGAUGUGCUACAUAACUACACUACACCAUCCUCAAGGACCAACACUCUCUGUCAUCAUUGUACGACCAUCAUGUGUGGGGAAAACCCAGUGUCGAUGCUAUACAUCACGGACAUUAUGGACUCGUAAAAAUUCCUCCUAUCAGUAUUUUGUGUCGAUGUUUUGUCUGGGUUAGCAGCCUGAUAAAGUCACCAUCAGUGCAUGUGACAUUUUAAAAUGGACUAAGCAUACAUGUAUGUUACAUGAUCUACCAACCUUAAAAUUUAGUAGGCAACACGGACGCUCUUUGCUAUGGAAGGUUCGUUUCAAAGUGGAUAUGCCCAGAUCAUCAUCAAAUGAACAUUGCCAGAUUGUAUUCCUUUCUGUAACCCGCAAUUUGACUGACUCUCAAGAGAUUCCAAAAGGGCAAACAGCACACAAGAACACAAAGAACGUCAAACAAAGAACUUCUCACAGUAGAGCUCGUACAUGGCAACAAGGCAUUUGCAUCUAAAUCUUCUGAUACGCAAUCUAUCUUCCACAUCGGAGUCUUAAACGGAAGGAUACAUAUGUUGCUACAGCUGAGUUAUUUAUUGGACAAGCAACAACAAUGUCUGCGGAUGCAUGUAGGUCUUUAUAGAUAUUCCUGUCAACUUCACAUCAUUGAGCUACAGAACUGCUGCCUUUAAUGUACACUGAUUAGCAUGCGGAACUACAUGUAAAUUCGUUCAUAAUUCUUCAUAUUAUCCUCCAGGAACCUGUACUUGAUCACGUUGCUGAACGACUGAUUAUUCUAGGAAUUUAUACUUUUUCUUUGAAGACUGUUGGUGAACAUUCUGUGACUUGUUGUUUAGCAUCUACGUUCAAAUACAAGUCACCAUGUUCAAGCUUGACCAGGUGACAGCUACAUUUAUAAUCACAACAUGUUUAAUGUUUGUUAUCACACUGUUGAAUGUACAUACAUGCGAGUGUAAGCAUAUUUAUUCAGUGAAAGGAAAAAGUGCUCAAUUAAAUUUCCCAUUUCCAUGUGACAGUACGGAAGUUACAUUACAACAAUCAGUCGAUCCCCCAUUUUUUCGCUUCGCAGAUGGGUUCGUACUUUCAAUGCCACAAUCUGAAUCAAACCGAUUCAAAGUUCAAAUUAGCGUCGAAAAUGGAAACUGUUCUUUGGACCUUACAAUAAGUAAUUUAAGGUAUAUAGAUGAAGGUAUAUAUCUUUCUACUAUAUACAUGGAUGGGCAACUACUUGAUGAACUCACAACAAGAAUUUGGCUACGAGUGGACUAUCCUCCUGAUAAGGCAUCGUGUGUGGAAGUACAAGAUAAAGGGGGAGACUGGGUUUCGAUAGAUUGUACUGCUAUUAUUGGGAAUCUCGCAGGGAAGAUUGAAUGCUAUCAAAAUGGUCAAAAAGUGACACCACUGAGCCAUCCCGUUGAAAACGACUCUUCUGUGACAGAAAGCUUUCUCAUAAGAAAAUCACAGCCAGCAUUCUGCUGUUCGUCUACUUUAAAUGAAUACACAGAUAGAUGUGAGUGUAAUGAUGAUGCUCUGAAUCUAGCUGAUGGUGAUAGCAAUGACCCUUGUCCUCCUUCAUCAAUAAUUACAACAAGGCCUCUUAUUUCCAUCGUCACAGAAAAUAAUCAAGCUGAUUCCAUUGGAGUGUCAUACACCCCCAUCAAUAUGAAAGAGUACAACAAAUGCAACGAAUGCGUGAUCAUUCAAUCAGUUCAUUUUUCUAUUGAAGUUGUACUGUUCUUAUUGGGUGUAUGUGUUUGGUAUAGAAAGAGAGCAAAGACCACACGUAAUCAUCAAGUAAUGAUCGGAAUGCACGUUCAUGGGGACGGGGAAAGUAAAGAUGGAGUUGACCCCUUUCUCCCUCAAUGCAUGGGCAUAUCUGCGUCUAACUGUGAGUGUGAAAGCACCACCUUGCCAGGAAGCGGUGUUUUGGUGGAAAGUAAUAAAAGCGAGAAAGAGAUUACAGUAAAAAAAGAAUACUAAGACAAAGAAUAACAUAAGGAAAGGUAAUAAACAAAGAAUGCAUAAGGAAAGAAAAAAGACGUUAUGAUGGAAGGAUGGAUAUAGAGAAAAAUUUAGAAAAUAAUCCUAUUUAAGCAGUUUAGCAGAUGAUAUAACGCUGACGGAAAUCCUUUUUGGUUUAAUAGGGAGAGAGAAUUUCGACGAUCGCUGAUGCUUUCUAUUCUAUCUACUGUAUAUCCAUUUGAGUUCUUCUUUGAUUUAUUUUUGUUACAUGGAUAUAAACGUCUGUUUUUUGGUAUUAAGUUUAUGUUGAAUGUAAGGGAAAGAUGGAGAUAGAGGAGGAAGGAGAAAUAAAACAAAUAUAAAGAAGUACAUGAAGAAGAAUAGAGGUGAGAUGCAAGGAGAAAGAU
Messenger RNA from Strongylocentrotus purpuratus (purple sea urchin), 2388 nucleotides. RefSeq lists its product as uncharacterized. The record is from RefSeq and is a predicted model, not a curated record. The transcript is spliced from 2 exons. NCBI's taxonomy places the organism in Eukaryota, Metazoa, Echinodermata, Echinoidea, Camarodonta, Strongylocentrotidae. The coding region runs from base 881 to 1999 and encodes 372 amino acids.